GUCUCGGCGGCGGGCGGUAGGUACACGGCCAAGCGAGCGCAAGCGAACCAGUUGUCAGACAGUUCCGUCGUAACAACCAGGGCUGCAGCACUUAGCUGCCUUCGCCGCCCGCAUAGUUGGUGUCACAGGGAGAAAUAACUGACUGACGGACAGACGAGAUCGACUGUACACGCAGAGAGAGCAACAAAAGACGGGGGCUGGCUGCCUGGCCGGCGCUAGACUACCAGACAAGCGGGCAGACAGACACAUCGGCGACAAACUGAGUGUGCAUGUAUAGCAGAACGUUACAAUGCCGAGGGAGUUACUGCUGAUCCCCGGUAGGUGGUAGCGCCUCCUGCAUCCAUACACUGUUUUGACGGACCCUGCCGUGUCUCUGUAGUAGUGUACGAGUUUGCUGUGCAAAAUUUAAGAGUCCACUAACGUGUUUUGUGAAAAAAGAUCAACUGUUUAUAUUACUAAUUCUGCCAGCACGACUGCUUGUCUGGAUGACUGUUCAUAUAGACGUACCCAUCAUCUGGCAGCGCAUGGAAAAAGAGUAUGAACUAGUUGUUGCUUGUGCGGCGGCCAGUUUGAUUUUAACAUCAUCUUCAUUAGGAUUCACUGUCAUCGCGGUGGUUUUGCUGCCGCUGCUGCUGCUUGUGGUGGAAGUAGUAGUCGUAGGCUUUUCAUUGUUCGUAUUGUCGUUUUCGUGUGUGAGGUGAUCGGUCGAGCACGAUUAACCAAAUAUCCCGUUUGUGUCGGGUCGAUGCUCGGAGCGCGAAGUGCCCUUAUUUGCAGUAUGCCAUGUAGGGCGGCCUGGGCCGCUAGAAAGGCCCCGAUGUCCUAAACAAUAGGCCAUCAUCCAACGUUCGGUGCAACGUUACUUACUACUACUGCUGAUCUGCAUUAUCUAUCGAUAGCAGGAGCGGUUGUAGCAGUAUGUCCACUUUACCUUUGAAGCACCCGCCUACCCAAACCCUAACUCAUGCAAAGUGGUAUUGAAUGGAAACGUCGCCCAUGGUAAAAGAACCUAAAUAUACCUACAAUUUUCAUCAAAUAUCUUGAUGCCUUUGCGGAUAUUUUUAGAACGACUGCAACAUUAUAUAGUGAUAUCAUCACUAAAUUUGUGCUGGCUAGCUGACAGACCGAUUGGCUUGGUGUGCGCACCUAAGUGUGUGUGUGUGUAGAUCUCGUGGCUACGGGUCGGUGUCUUAUGAACGACUCCUACAACUGUCGCACACAAAGCCGCUGUCAGUGCAGCUGCUGCUCUUCACCGCAGUUUUGGUGGUAGUGCUAGUGGUGUCUCGAGUGAGAUCAAGAUGAGCAGUGUUAUUCCGGAAGAUUUGUCCCACCUGGAUCUGCCACCAGAUGUCCUAGAAAGGCUGUCAGAGCUCGAUCUCGAACUCGCCGAAGGCGACAUCACUCAAAAGGGUUAUGAAAAAAAGCGUCGCCGACUACUGCAGCCCUUCCUCGACACCACCGAAUCAUCCGCUCUUUUGGGUGCAGCAGCCCCAACAAAGCCAUCGUCGAAAAUCCCGGUGGCCACAAAGCGUUCGCGUGUGACGCGUAGUGAGUCUCGGUAUCAUUCAGAGGCUCGGCAUGAAGCGGUGCAGCAUGUCCUAGCCCAAGCCAAGGCUCAGGAGAAGACGACCCGUGCGCCUAUGCCAUCCAAGAGAAAGAACUCACUCGCAUCAUCAAAAGUAUCUCAUCAGCAGCAUCACAACAAUGUCUACAGAAAUCUACAGCACGCGGAUAGUUCAUCAGACGAGGACAGCGCAACGGGACGACCUUUGCUGUCAUCAUCGCCUUCAACAGCUACCUCACACGAGUCUCUUCACACACCUCAAGCAGGACCUCAUGCAGCUGGUGGCGGUAUCGGCGCCAUAAUCGGAAAUUCGGGACAGCAGCAGCAGCAAACUACAAUUGCAGACCAGCCACCUCCAUUGCCACCCACACCUCGUCCUCAGCGACUGCCCCCCCCGGACGUAACCCAAACGUCAAGUCCAUCGUCCCUGGGGGGUAGGCAGGCGUCGCAGGCGAGUGGGCCUGGAAUUCAUACACCGCAACGAGGAGGAGGAGAUCAACUUGAUGCACAGGGAGACGGAGCGCGGUGGAAGGUGUCAGCAAAGAUUCAACAACUUUUGCAAACACUUAAAAGGCCGAAAAAGCGUACCCUACCAGAGUUCUAUCAGGAUGAUGAAUCAUUUUACUGCAGCACAAACGCGACUCCGGUGUCUGCCCCACCACUAGAGGGCCCCGAAAUGGAACCGGUAAUUGGAGAAAAGCUCGAACUACCGGCUGGCCUUCCUUUAAGCGUCGAGGCUGCUCUCCAGCGUUACGGAACCUCGACCAUGAAAGCUCCUGCCGCUACCGUUCUUGAUGGCCAAGGCAAAGUGGGAACUACGUUGCUAUAUGGUAAACUGUGGUCACGGGCACGUAAAAUUGCGUACGCAUUAUUAAAUCGCUUUGGAAAAGCCACGUCGAAAGGCGGGGCCGAAGGCAACGUCAUCAAGGUGGGUGACCGGGUAGCCCUAGUGUACCCCAACAACGAUCCUUUAGGCUUCAUGUGUGCCUUGUACGGAUGUCUAACAGCGGGGGUUAUACCCGUCGCUGUAGAAUUGCCACUAUCAAGACGAGAUGCAUCCACUCAGCAGAUUGGUUUUCUUCUUGGAAGCUGCGGAAUAUCUCACGCUCUCACCUCAGAAGUGUGCUUUAAGGGUCUACCGAAGUCAUCUACUGGUGAACCAGCUGCGUUUAAGGGUUGGCCCCGUCUCGAGUGGUGCGUCACCGAACAUUUGACGAAGCCACCGAAGGACUGGCAACCAUCUCCGCGACACGCCGACAGCUCAACUGCGUAUAUCGAAUAUUACGUCGAUAAAGAAGGCUCAAUGAAGGGCGUUGCCGUUACAAGGCAAAGUCUCGUGUCACAUUCAAGAGCACUCACUGCAGCAUGUGGUUAUACUGAAGGUGACGUAAUGGUUUGCGUUGUGGAUUACAAACGGGAAAUGGGAUUGUGGCACUGUGUACUAACGAGCGUGUUAAACGGCAUGCAUGUCGUAUUUAUCCCAUAUUCACUACUGAAGACGCAUCCAGCGGCAUGGAUGCUCUCUAUUCCCCGUUUUAAGGCUACCGUAUCUGUAUGCAAAAGUAGAGAUCUCCAUUGGGGAGUGCAGGCAACGCGAGACAAUAAAGAAGUAAACCUUUCGACAUUACGUCUUCUUCUGGUUACCGACGGCGCUAAUCCAUGGUCACUUUCAUCGUGUGACGAGUUCAUUGCCACUUUCCAUUCCCGUGGUCUUCGACCCGAGACGGUUUGUCCAUGCGCGUGUUCACCUGAAGGCUUGACGGUGUCAGUACGUCGACCAGGUCGUGUGGGGGCUGGGUCUUCCGGUCGCGGAGUAUUAUCCAUGGCUGCACUUUCAUGUGGAGUUAUCAGAGUCGACCUGGAAAACUCUCUGACCUCACUCACGAUACAGGACUGCGGCCAUAUCCUGCCAGAAUGUACAGCGGUUGUGGUAAAAUUGGACGGGCCUGCGCAGGUAUGUCGUACUGAUGAAAUUGGGGAGAUAUGCAUCAGCUCGUCGACUGCGGCCUCCAGCUACUGGGGUCUGCAAGGAUUGACGCAAAGCAUCUUCAAGGUGCAACCAUUAAGUGGGAACGGAAAGCCUGUGGCCAUCUCAUCGAGCGGGGGAGGAUUUGUACGAACCGGUCUUCUUGGAUUCGUGGGACCUGGUGGCCUUGUAUUUGUUUGUGGCAGCCGUGAGGGACUAAUUCAGGCUGGAGGGCGACAGCAUAACACAGACGAUCUCAUCGCCACAAUCCUUGCUGUGGAACCUGUGAAAUUCAUAUAUAGGGGACGAAUUGUCGUAUUCGGUGUUAAGGUUCUUCGAGAUGAGCGUAUUGUCGUUGUUGCAGAGCAGCGACCCGACUGUUCUGAGGAAGAAUCGUUCCAAUGGAUGAGUCGCGUUUUACAGGCGGUUGAUAGCAUACACCAGGCAGGAAUUUUCUGUCUUGCUCUAGUCCCGCCCGGUUAUCUUCCGAAAACCCCGUUGGGGGGAAUUCAUACGGCCGAGACCCGACGGCGCUUCCUCGAGGGGUCCUUACAUCCUGCCAACAUUCUCAUGUGUCCCCAUGCCUGUGUUACUAAUCUUCCAAAACCGCGGGAGCCCCAACCUGUUGGUCCCGCUUCUGUACUCGUUGGCAGCAUUGUUCAAGGCGUUCGGUUAGCCUCUGCCAGUGGCCGCGAACUGGGUCCUCUAUCGGACUCUUCGUCUGCUGAGGAGGAGGUGUGCAAAUAUCAAUUCAUUGGAGAGAUCCUCAAAUGGCGAGCAGCGUCGACACCAGACCACGUUCUGUUUACGCUUGUCACACCGAGCUCGAAGGCCGGCGCUCCGCCGCAACUGACGACGCUCAGCUGUGUUCAGCUGUUCAAGAAGGCCGAGAGGAUCGCUUCAAUGCUUAUCGACAAGGCCAAGGUCGGUAGGGUGAACGUCGGGGACAAUGUCGCCCUCGUGUACCCCGCGGGGUUGGACUUAACCUGCGCUUUUUACGGCUGUCUGUAUGCGGGUCUCGUUCCUGUAGCUAUCCGCCCACCGCACUCACAAAACUUGGCAGCGACUCUACCCACUGUCCGAAUGAUUGUCGAUGUCAGUCAGGCGGCACUCGUACUGACAACAGCGGCGAUCUCCAAACUACUUCGUGGCAAAGAAGCGACCGCGCUAGUCGAUGCCAGAUCAUGGCCAACCGUCCUCGAUACAGACGACCCGCCGAAGCCCAAGAAAGGCGUUCAGCUACAACGGCCACAAUUGGCAGAUUCACUUGCUUAUGUCGACUUCAGCGUCAGCACUACAGGCAUGCUGGCUGGCAUAAAGAUGUCUCAUGCAGCUACUACUUGGUUGUGUAGAAGCAUGAAACUCGCCUGUGAGCUGUAUCCCUCUCGACACGUGUGCCUCUGUCUAGAGCCAUACGCCGGACUCGGGUUGGCUUUGUGGUGUCUCAGUUCGGUCUACGCCGGUCAUCACACGUUGCUUGUACCACCGGCUGAAGUCGAGGCUCAGCCGCAUUUGUGGCUCGCCACGCUCAGUCAACACCAGGUUCGAGAUACGUUCUGUUCGUACGGAGUUAUGGAACUUUGUACACGAGGCCUAGGCACGUCCAUUCAAGAACUCAAGGCUCGUGGGCUAAACCUGAGCUGCGUCAGGACGUGCGUGGUUGUUGCCGAGGAACGACCUCGUACAGCAUUGACUCAAACAUUUAGCAAACUGUUCUCGGCGUUGGGCUUAUCAUCGCGUGCGGUGUCGACCUCGUUUGGCUGUCGAGUGAAUGUGGCUCUAUGCGUACAGGGCGCAUCAUCCCCAGAUCCGUCGUCAGUUUACGUUGACAUGCGCGCACUACGCAACGACAGAGUCACCAUCGUUCAACGAGGCUCGCCGCAUUCACUUUGCCUACUCGAGAGUGGCAAGCUUCUCCCUGGAGUAAAGGUGGUCAUUGCCAAUCCUGAAACGUUGGGUCAAUGUGGCGAUUCCCAUCUUGGUGAAAUCUGGGUUCAAAGUCCCCAUUCAGCUGAUGGAUUCUUCCGGGCAGGCGGCGAUGCUGAUUCAGACCAUGAUGAUGUGUUUCGAGCCCGUUUGAGCGCAGGGGAAACCCAAGUCCCAUUUGCGAGAACAGGUUACCUCGGGUUCUUGCGUAGAGUUCGCGACACCAGUGGACAAAGUGAUGCUGAAGACAGCGGUGAUGAUGGGACGUUGCUCACUAGCGAAAGUAGUCGAAAUAUUGACGGUGGUAGUGCUCCUGCGGGCGGGGGUGGCGCCAGCAGUAGUGGACACGACGCCGUUUUUGUCGUUGGCGCCCUCGAGGAGACGAUUAUGUUGCGCGGGAUGAGGUAUCAUCCCUGCGAUAUUGAAGCAACUAUCCAGCGCUGUCACAAGAAGAUUGCCGAAUGCGCGGUGUUUACGUGGACAAAUCUUCUAGUAUCGGUAGUGGAAUUGGAUGGAUCGGAAGCAGAAGCUCUUGACCUCGUUCCCCUUGUAACAAUCGCCGUCCUCGAACAGCAUCAGCUCAUUGUCGGUGUCGUCGUUAUCGUGGAUCCUGGUGUUGUGCCGAUCAACUCCAGGGGCGAAAAACAACGUAUGCAUCUUCGAGACUCUUUUCUGAGCGAUCAGCUGGACCCCAUUUACGUGGCAUACAAUAUGUAAUCCGUCAGCAAAUACAAAAGAAGCAUAAGGAGCAAACCCAACGAUUAGGUUCGCAAGCAAAUAAUGUUACGUUUACAUAAGGGUGAAGAGAAAAGAAUACGGUGCAAAAUUUAUUAUUUCCGAUAACGCUUAAUAA
Messenger RNA from Varroa destructor (honeybee mite), 6309 nucleotides. RefSeq names its product disco-interacting protein 2 (gene DIP2). NCBI's taxonomy places the organism in Eukaryota, Metazoa, Arthropoda, Arachnida, Mesostigmata, Varroidae. The record is from RefSeq and is a predicted model, not a curated record.